This is a messenger RNA of Microtus ochrogaster (prairie vole), 1086 nucleotides long. Its product is annotated as retinol dehydrogenase 7-like. Gene Ontology annotation, molecular function: oxidoreductase activity. The record is from RefSeq and is a predicted model, not a curated record. Gene Ontology annotation, cellular component: intracellular membrane-bounded organelle. The annotation marks the transcript as partial. Gene Ontology annotation, biological process: steroid metabolic process. The transcript is spliced from 7 exons. NCBI's taxonomy places the organism in Eukaryota, Metazoa, Chordata, Mammalia, Rodentia, Cricetidae.
AUGAGUGUUGGUUCCAGCAUCAGAGCAGUGAAGGGACAGGAUGACCAGGAUGUGAAGGAACUCAGAGUCUCCCAAUGCUCCUGUGUAGUUCAUUCAGACCAGGCCAAGUUUUCUUGUAGGGAAAGCAAGACCAGGGCACAGUGGGUCACUCCUGCAAUGUUAGCAUUCUGCAAAGCUGAGCCAGGAGGAUUUCUGAGGGAGCUCUCCUAUUUUGGAGUGAAGGUGGCUAUCAUAGAACCUGGUUUCUUCCAGACUGCUAUUUCAAGUAGUGACAGGCAUUUUUCACAUAACAAGAUGCUGUGGGAGCAGACCAGCUCAGAAGUCAAAGAGAUCUAUGAUGAGAAGUUUUUGUUAUCCUAUGAAACAACGAUAAAGUUAUUGGACAAACUGUGCAACAAGGACCUCUCCUUGGUGACGGACUGCAUGGAGCAUGCGCUGACUUCCCGUCACCCCCGGACCCGAUAUUCAGCUGGUUGGGAUGCCAAGCUCUUCUACAUCCCUUGGGUGAAGGAGCGUGUUGGGAACAGAGGACUCUGGGGCCUGGUCAACAAUGCUGGCAUCUCCAUCCCCUCGGGUCCCAAUGAGUGGCUGAACAAAGAGGAUUUUGCAAAGAUACUGAAUGUGAACCUGUUGGGCGUGAUCGAGGUGACUCUGAGCAUGCUGCCCUUAGUGAGGAAGGCCAGGGGCCGUGUGGUCAAUGUCUCCAGCGUCAUGGGUCGAGUGUCUUUCUUUGGUGGUGGUUACAGCAUCUCCAAGUAUGGUGUGGAGGCCUUCUCAGACUCCCUCAGGAGGGAGCUCUCCUAUUUUGGUGUGAAGGUGGCUAUCGUAGAGCCUGGCUUCUUCUGGACUGGUGCUUCCAACAGUGACAUGCAUUUAUGUAAUGCUAAGAUGCUGUGGGACCGGGCCAGCUCAGAAGUCAAAGAGGUGUAUGGAGAGAAGUUUCUGGCAUCCCAUCUGACAGAGCUAAAGUCACUGGACCAAAAGUGCAAAGAGGACCUCUCCUUGGUGACGGACUGCAUGGAGCAUGCGCUGACUUCCCGUCACCCCCGGACCCGAUACUCAGCUGGUUGGGAUGCCAAGCUCUUC